Molecule: messenger RNA, 957 nt
Organism: Penicillium coprophilum
Lineage: Eukaryota; Fungi; Ascomycota; Eurotiomycetes; Eurotiales; Aspergillaceae
Product: NmrA-like family protein
Exons: 1
Coding region: 1-957 (318 amino acids)
Source: RefSeq, a predicted model, not a curated record
AUGGCUCCAACCAUCCUCGUCGUCGGUGCCACAGGCAACACUGGCCAGGCUGUUGUUGAAACCCUGCCAAAGUUGCUUCAAUCAAGCAAGACUUUGUCCGACCACCGCAUCAUUGCUCUUACUCGUUCCUCCAAGAGUCCAGUGGCCCAAAAGCUCGCCAAACUGCCUGGAGUUGAGGUGAUGGAGCAGAACUGGAUUGAAAUCACCUCCGACUGGCUCCGUGAACAUCAAGUAGUCAGAGCAUUCAUUGCACCACACAACGAGCCGAGUCAAUUUUCCGAGGAGUCUACAUUCCACGUUGCCGCCUUGAACGCCGGAGUCAAAUACGUUGUCCGAAUCUCGACCACUGCUGCAAAUGUCCGCCCGGAUUGUAAAGCUUACUAUCCACGUACACACUGGGCGAUCGAGGCUCUGUUGAGCUCGCCCGAAUUCAGCAACCUGCAGUGGACUUCACUCCAGCCCAACGUCUUUACAACUUUCUAUCUGUCGGGUGCUGCGGAAUUCAUCAAACAGUACCGCAAAACCGGAAAACAGGGGGGGCUCAAACUGAUGGCGUCGAUGGAUGCGCCUGUUGGUGUGAUUAAUCCCAACGAUGUUGGAGUCUUUGCGGCUCAUCUUUUGUCCCAAGACGAUACUGCUGUGCACAACAAGGCCAAAUAUGUUCUUAAUGGACCAGUUGAUAUUACUGGGAAGCAGGUCGUGGAUUUGGUCGAGCAGUACACUGGUACACAGGUUGAACAUGUCGACUAUCAAGAUAUGUCGUUCGUGGAUAUGCUCUAUGAGUACCAAUAUGCGCCGACCCAUCAAUCAAAGAACGUGAUCACCUCUAUCAAACACGCUGCGGAGACUGCAUGGGAUGGAAAAUGCACGGCUUCGACCACGAGCAAGGCAGUGUUGGAGCUCGCUCCACCCAAAAUUACACCUGCUGAGGCAUUGAAGGGACUUCUGGAGGGGUAA